Molecule: messenger RNA, 5278 nt
Organism: Cottoperca gobio
Lineage: Eukaryota; Metazoa; Chordata; Actinopteri; Perciformes; Bovichtidae
Gene: mgat4c
Product: mgat4 family member C
Exons: 7
Coding region: 620-2053 (477 amino acids)
Biological process (GO): protein N-linked glycosylation
Molecular function (GO): acetylglucosaminyltransferase activity
Source: RefSeq, a predicted model, not a curated record
CGCAGCAUCAACAGUCACGGUACCUUAGGGAUGUGGCAGCAAUCUCGACAGCUAAAAAUGCGCCGUGAAAUUCUCAAAGUGUGUCUUCUGUGAGAAGACAAAGAAGAAAUCUAAACGCGAGAGGGGGGAGAACAAAUCGCGCGGAUGUGCAUCAGCCGCUGCAGACAUUUCCAACGGUGCCUGCUCGCGCCCGCCUGCCUCGGCUCUGUCGUUCGAGACUGCGAAGCGCGUCGGAGCCGGUGAGCGAGCCAAACUAACCUUUAGGAGACAAGAGAGAGAGAGGAGUCCACUUCUUCAGAUACCCCCGCUGUCACCUGCGUUUGGACCCCCGGAGUGUCCUCUGGUGUGCAGCUGACACACUGCAGCGAGCCUGGACAUAAGAAGCCCACGUUCCUACACAUCUUAAUGGAAUGCAGCCGGAUACAUUAUUAAUGUCAAGCCUGGAAUACCCCUCUGCCACUUUGAUGUGUGAGCACACCCACCAAUAAUGGCCCAUAGGAUACGCAGUGGAAAUACAGCUGAGGCAGACGUGUUCAUGUAUCCCGUUCAGGUCAACCUGCAGACCCUCUCCCACAGACACUUCUGACUUUUACAAGAUCCCAGUGAGAGCUUGCGCAGCAUGCGGCUGGUGUGGAAAUCCCUGGACAAGAUGAGGUGUCUGAGGAAACGCUCCACGAUCCCCUUCCUCGGCUUCCUCAUCACCUUCCUCCUCUUCCUCAACCUCUACAUCGAAGAUGGCUACGUCCUGGAAGGAGAUAAGAGGCAGCUCAGGGAAACGUCCGUCCACCCUUCGAGCUCAGAGCGAUACGUUCACACCUUCAGAGACCUGAGUAAUUCCUCUGGAACCAUUAAUGUCACGUAUCGUUAUCUCGCUGGUACCCCAUUGAACCGCAAGAAGUAUCUCACCAUUGGACUUUCAUCAGUGAAAAGAAAAAGAGGAAACUACCUUCUGGAGACGAUCAAGUCCAUCUUCGAUCAGUCCAGUUACGAGGAGCUCAAAGAGAUUGUGGUCGUGGUCCACCUGGCAGACUUUGACCUGGCCUGGUGUGAGAACCUGGUGCAGGAAAUCACCAGGAAGUUUGCCCACCACAUCAUAGCCGGACGCCUCCUGGUGAUCCAGGCCCCCGAGGAGUACUACCCAUCUCUGGACGGCUUGAAAAGGAACUACAACGACCCGGAGGACCGCGUCCGUUUCCGCUCCAAGCAGAACGUGGACUACGCUUUCCUCCUCAACUUCUGCACGAACCUCUCUCACUUCUACAUGAUGUUAGAGGACGACGUGCGCUGCUCCAGGAACUUCCUGACGGCGCUGAAGAAGGUGAUCACCUCCAGAGAAGGUUCCUACUGGGUGAUGCUGGAGUUCUCCAAGCUGGGCUACAUCGGGAAGCUGUACCACUCCAGAGACCUGCCACGUCUGGCUCAUUUCCUCCUCAUGUUCUACCAGGAAAUGCCCUGCGACUGGCUCCUCAUCCACUUCAGGGGGCUUCUGGCCCAGAAGGACGUGAUCCGCUUCAAGCCCUCGCUGUUCCAGCACAUGGGCUACUACUCCUCUUACAAAGGAGCCGAGAACAAGCUGAAGGACGACGACUUCGAGGAAGACUCCGUAGACAUUCCUGACAACCCUCCUGCCAGCCUUUACACAAACAUCAACGUCUUUGAAAACUAUGACGCCACCAAGGCUUACAGCACUGUGGAUGAAUAUUUCUGGGGGAAGCCUCCGUCCACCGGAGAUUUCUUUGUCAUAGUCUUUAACAAAUCUACCAAAAUUAGUAAAAUUAAGAUUUCUACUGGUUCUGACGACCGUCUGAAUGACAUUCUCCACCACGGAGCUCUAGAGGUCGGGGAGAAACUGGUUGGAACUAAAAAAGGGAAACAGUGUUCCUCUUAUAUCACAUUAGGGGAGUUUAAAAAUGGCAACAUUGAGGUUCAAGACGUAGACCACAAAAUUGCCUUUGACAUUGAGUGUGUUCGUGUUGUGGUGACAGCCAGUCAGAAAGAAUGGCUCAUUAUUAGAAGUAUAAGUUUAUGGACUACACAACCCCCCAGCCAAUAAAGACUAUACACAAAGACUCUUAGUAUGUCGUAGUGGCAAAGGUUUUUAUUUAAAAUGUGUGUAUUUAUUCACUUUGUAUGUAUUUAUUGAUACUCAUUUUGAUUGCCAAAUCAAUCUAUAGUUUUUUAUACUUGCAAGUUGUUAUCUUAGUACUCAUGUUCCCAGUCGGGACUGUUCAGCUGACCUCAGUAUCCAUCAACGUAUGUUUUCUGAAAUGCUCCAUAAGCCUUUAUUUAUUUCAGAUUUCCAAAGCUGUCCUUGCGCCAUAAUUCAGUAUUAUGUUUUACCAACUUUAAGGGAUAUAAUCAUAUGUUAUGUUAUUGUUUUUACAACAUUCUCAUGUACAAAUCCUAUGAAAAGACCAAAUCCAACAAUGAAUUCAUCCCUAACAAGUCUGUAUCUUCUACGUGCCAUAGAGCUCCAUUGUUGUCCAGAAACUAUUAAAAUCAGUGAGCCACAGCGUUUCAUUGGUCACGUGUUGCAGUACUUCAUUACAAUAAACCUGGUCACUGUAGUUCAUUUGGAGUCAGUCCCUUAUACGUGCUGUAAAUACGAAUGUGUAAUAAUCCACACCUUAAAAUGUUCUUUUUGUUAAAUGUACGCUUGUGGUUGAGAGUCAUACACAUAAACUGCUGAGAGAUUCACACAUUUCAGUUUUUUGUCUUUUCAUGGGAUUUGUUACCAAACAUAAACACACCAGCCUUACCAUGCAACGCUUCGAAGCUAAAUGUAGUUGGAGUUAUGAAGGUGUCUUGUUUCACACAUUUAAAGAGCAUCACAGUAAAACACGUUUUCAUCAUUUGAAAUCAGAAAUCUCUUCAGAAAAGGUGAAGAAUGAAGACGAGUCUUACUUAGGGAGCAGCGUACUACUCGUUUAAUACAUUUGUGUUAAUUGUAUUGCAAUGGACCACUGACCGUUGCACACAAAGGAUAGUUAAUAUGAAGUGUAACUAAAUUCUUUUUAGAAAUGGGUUCUCCUUGAAAAUAUCGUCCAAUUAAAGCUAUUGUGUCUUCUUCAAUUUCUCAUGCCUGAUAUUAAGCCUGCAAAUGUCUCUCUGAGAUUCCUCUCUGAGAAUGUCCUCAUUUGGCUCUUAAUUAUUUCCCUCCUUGAAAACCCACCAGGAAAGUAUCAGAGGUCAUUUGUUUGUCUUUAAUAUUCCUCAUGUCACACCUAACUUUAUCCAGUUUCCAAUAUCCUUUCCCACUUUUAUAAUCUUCCUCAUUUAGUUUGAGGCGAGCGUGUGAGUGGGCUGAGCUCUCUCGCAGGCGCUGUACAGUGUGUUCCAUCAGGGCUGCUGACAGGAGAACAAUGUUUGUUUUCACCCAUCUUCUCCAAGAGCUGAGAUUAGAUUGCACAGUGAAGAAUGAGCAAGGUCUGCUCUUAGGUCUUUUCUGUUUUUUUUCACCACAGCACAAUUUUCCCCCAGUAAAUUGGUCUGUGUUUGCCUCACUCUCUACACCAGCAAAACAACAUCUCCCCUGAAGCUAUAGGAUCUCAAUUCGCUCUUUCCACAAUGUUGCGCUCUCACAACUCCAAUGUUUCUGCUCCUACAUGGUUGCCUCUCUGUGAUCUUUGCUCUCGCUCCACGCAGUCUGCUGCUGCUUUGGAGAAAGUUGCAUCGGCUUUCCUUUGAAGAUCCUUUUUAAAUUCUCCACCUUGCUUUAUGUUGUUUAACGGCAAACGAGAAUUAACGCUGCACAUGUUAACUCGUGAUCACAACGGCGCUCCGGGCGAUUCAGAGCAGUGCUUUGAAAAUAACCUUUUUCCCCGUGUUCAUGUAUUUACGAGCUGUCGAUGAGUAAUGUUCAGUGACAGAUUUGUGUCUACGUUGAAAUGGCAUCAGAAAAUCUCACCAAUGCAAUAAAGAGGUAAAUGUUUACACGACACUGACGUUCCUUAGGAACACGAGGUGGAGGCAGAUCGUCAUUAAGCAUGCUGCGACCGUUUUGUGAAGCUUUGUUCAGUUCCGCUGUCGCGUCGGCCACCUGUUCUGUGUUUUCCCUAAAGGUCUUGUUCAGUGUCGCAGUUCGAGACCUUUCACAGAUUGGCUUGUACCGCCACCUCAGCAAAUCCCCCAUGUGCUAUCUGAAAUGAAAUUAGAAUGCCCACCGCCACCGCCACAAUAUAGCUUAUUGUUUUUCCUCAGCAUUUCCCUUGGAAAGCCACUAUUCAUUUUGGUGAAUGAUUCCGUGACCUGCAUGGAUCAGGUCCUCGGAGGCGAUCUCCCUUGAACGGACGAUGCUCAGAAACAACAAUCUACAUUGUGUGGUAUUCUCCACGACGCACACAGCCUAGUAUUACCUGCUUAUGAGCUAUAAACACAUGAUGUCACCGCGGGGCAGUUAGCUGUUUUACAAGUGUAAUGGAUGGCUUUGAUACGCCUCGUGCCCAAAUAGAGCAAUCGUGUUGAGGCUGAUAUUUCUGCAGGAGAAAUUGCUGUCUGAUCUUUAUUUGAAAUAAGACGCCAGCCAAAACAAGCUGCACGCUGCAGAUUUAUGGACAGAUUUACAUCUUGGGGAUAACAACAAAAGCUGCAUAAAUUCCUCAACUGGAUGUCAGCAAACUGCUGCGCUCAGCAUUCUUUGCUAUUGGUAGAAAUGUUUUGAAACUACAAUCCAUACGAGGGCGUUGAGUGAGCAGUAUGCACAGGAUCAGUUGUUUCACUUACUGCUAAAGGUUCUUUACAACUAAUAAAUCCUAAUCUUCGCUGUCCAUUCGAAGGUUUGUGGAUCACUUGCAGGAACUGUCUAAGUUUGUCUAAUUAUAUUGUCUGCGAGGGUCCGAUUCCCCAAAAGCUCCAAGCAGGUGAUGAGUGUGAAUAUGACGUGUGGAAUAGUUGUUUGACGUGUGAGCUGUCUUCCAGUGGAGCAUGUACAAAGUGCAUGAACAAACAUUUUCAGUGGAUAAAACAACUCCUUUUUGUUUUGUACUGUCAGGAUCUAUGAAUUAUCGUCCAGCUUCUGCUCAUGAAAUUGUACCGGGUGUGUACGUAGAAGCCCCCCCCCCCCCGAUGCUACCUUCCAACAGGAGUCCACAUGUGCUGUAUAUUGUGAAGUGUAGCGAGUGUGUUAGGAUGUUGUUUCCGUGUCUGUUUUACUUUCCAUCGUUCUCUAAAUGGUACUGUAUUGUAAGAUGACAUAUAUUUUUUUACACGUAUCAUUUCAAAUGUUUUAUUGUAAAUAUUGUAUUCAAAAAUGAAAUUAGAUUAAACGAAUGAAUGCCAA